AUGGCACUACCAGCUGGCAUCCCGACGCUUGAAGCCUCCCGCACCAAAAACCUCACACGCCCAGACAACGUCUUCUGCACUACUGACCUCAUCGAGUCCCUCAGAUCCUGCAAAACAGUGCCCCACCUGCGCCCUACUAGGACCGACCAUUUUCCCAUCCAUACGAUUUUCGAUCUACCGCUUCCAAGCUCGGCUCCGACACCGCAUCGCAACUUCCGAGAUGUGGACUGGGCAGCAUUCGAUACUGCCCUCCGUGCUGCACUGCAGGGCAGCGAACUCCCGAAGGAGAUCCGAACAAAGGAUGACUUCGACCGCACGCUCUCCUUACUGAUGCAGGCCAUCAACAGGGCGGUCGAGGAGGAGGUUCCCUGCUCCCGACCAUCACCUUUCUCCAAGCGAUGGUGGUCAAAGGAGCUCGCAGCCAUGCGCAAGACAAAGCAGCGGCUGGGCCGAAUAGCUCACAAGCACUGA
This is a messenger RNA of Dichomitus squalens LYAD-421 SS1, 471 nucleotides long. RefSeq lists its product as uncharacterized. The record is from RefSeq and is a predicted model, not a curated record. The transcript has a single exon. NCBI's taxonomy places the organism in Eukaryota, Fungi, Basidiomycota, Agaricomycetes, Polyporales, Polyporaceae. The coding region runs from base 1 to 471 and encodes 156 amino acids.